This is a messenger RNA of Xenopus laevis (African clawed frog), 3482 nucleotides long. It is a transcript of the gene il27ra.L, whose product is annotated as interleukin-27 receptor subunit alpha. The transcript has 15 exons. Bases 458 to 2278 code for a protein of 606 amino acids. The record is from RefSeq and is a predicted model, not a curated record. Lineage: Eukaryota; Metazoa; Chordata; Amphibia; Anura; Pipidae.
GUACAGAUACACUGAGGCAGCAAGAAACAUGUGAAUACAGAGUAGGGGGAGUGGAUCAUGAAAGUGAAUAGAUAAGAAAGGGAAACAUCAGAGAGAGAAGUGCAAGACAGUGAGAGAGUACAUACGGAAGAGGAAGUCGUGUGAGAGAGAGGGGGCGGGAGAGAAUGAGAGAGAUAAGUAACGGAGGCAAUCAGUCUCCGCAGGACCCACACUGGCCUCACAUGCAGUAGAACGGAUGGGAGAGCACAUAGAGAGACGCUACAAUGCAGCAGCUUUUAUCUACAUCAAUAUAACUAUACACAGAAAGUGAGUUGGAGGUCCUCCUACACUUCUACCAUAGAGUAGCUGGAAAUACUAGAUGGGUACAAAACUGGAAGAUGUCAGAAACCCCUCAAAGGGAAAUUUACAAUUUCAUUUUUGAAGCAUUAUCUGCCCAGUCCUGAGCCACCCUUUUUAAAUGCAGGGUUAUGGUGAGAUGUUCUUCUGGCAUCCAGUUAAGAUCUUUAUCUAUGAAUUCUUCACCCUUAUGGUUCUGUUUUCCUCAGUGUCUAGAGGGAUUGAUGACAUUUGCCGGCUCUGCUGCCACAUCCAGGGACAAGAGCACAGUUUAAACUGCAGCUGGAAUAGUUUGUCUGAUACAGAGCACACCUUGUACCUGCAGCACCUGAAAAACGACCUGUCUGUUCUGAACUUUACAGCCCCCCUAGGGCAGAACUGGCUGCUGAUACACCGGGAAUAUCUGGUUAUGUUUGAUCCUUAUCACCUGCGGCUGACGGCUGGGGGCAAAGAGGUGCAACUGAACAUCACGUUCCAGACAAAUGGAGAAAACGUUCUCCUCCAGCCGCCGAUACUCACUCCUGUUGAGUAUGAAGAUCACAACAUUGUGGUGGUAAAGUGGGAACACCAGGAGCAUGUGUCUGCAGAGCAGGAACAGGCACUUCAGUACCGGAAGGUGGGAGCUGCCAACUGGACUGAGGUUCAUAAUGACCUACUGGAACCCAACUCAUAUGACCUGACUAACCUGGACCUCUAUGUAGAGUAUGAGGUCCAGAUCCGUUAUUUGCCUAAAAGAUCCAGUAAUGAGAAGGGCAGCAGAUGGAGCAAGACACUAACAUUCUGCACUCCAGGUGAAGUGCCCUGUGGUCUUCUAGACGUCUGGAGAAGUUCCGUGGAGGGACCAACUCUGCGUGUCCAAUGGAAGCCAUUGAGUAAUCGCACUGAGAGGGAUAAAAUCUUGGUCUACAAUGUGACCUAUGUUCAUGGAGGCCAGACUAAUACUACGGAGGUACAGAGCUGUCACAUUCAACUGCCGUCCGAGGCCACAAAUAUCUGCGUCAGCCCCAAAAACCAGCAUGGACUUGGCUAUGUCAGUUGUACCCCACCCUCCUGCUCAGAUCUGACCCCUGCCUCAGGUAUUAAAGUUUGGGUCGACAGGUCAGGUGGUAUCAAAGUAUCAGUCAGAGAGAUGUUGCCCGCCCCCGAGGAUCCUCACACUUAUCUGGUUGAGUGUAAGGAGCUCAUAGAAGCUGGAAACACAUUCCUGAACUGGACCAGGUUCCCGACAACCAAUCAGAACCUUACACUGUCAGGUGACUUUGCGCCUUAUGUUCCCUACGAGGUCACUGUGUUUGUCCUUUACAAUAACCGUUGUGCAGGAGUCGCAUCUUCUGUUUUGUACAGCCAGGAGGGAGCGCCCUCUGCUGGCCCCAAUGUUUCCAUUCACUUGAUCUCCGCCGAUGAAGCGCAUUUAUCCUGGGAUGAGCUCCCGCUCCCGCACAGAAGAGGAAACAUUACCAGUUACACCAUUUACUUGAACAGUACGGAACAUUCUCUGCAACAAUCAGUUCUUGGCAGGAAUAAUUGCAUCUCAGGCUUAUUGCCCAACACUGCGUAUACCGUGAGGAUGACAGCUUGGACGGGUGCAGGGGAAGGACCCCCAGGAUGCGCCAGGAAGUUUCGCACAGGUCACAUCACUUAUCAGUUGGUCGUCAUUGGAGUGAUCUUCCUGCUGAUAACAAUUCCACUCUCCCUCUGCACCAUUUGGGUUGUGCGGAGAUGGAUCUGGACCAGAAUCCCCAACAUAGAGACCAAUCAGGAACUGAUCCAGAAUAACUUUAACUGGGGCCUGGAACAGCAGGAGGACCCCAACACCCCCAUCACCAUUGUGGAGGAGAUUGAGCCCCCACAGCAAGCGCCAAAACCCCCGGAGAAGAUCAUCACAUCUGGAUACGAGAAACACUUUCUCCCCACCCCAGAAGAGGUGAUGGGUCUCCGGUAACCAGGGGGACUGAUUCUUCCUAUUCUGAAGCUUUUCAGAGACCUGGAGACCUGGCCAAGUGACAGUUGCAGGAGAAUGGUCUGGACUUGAUGGACCUAGAUCCCUGCAAAGCUAUUGGGGGUUCUCUGGGGGAGGAGGUGAAGUAGAGUUGGGUUUAUCUGAUAAAAUGAUCCUACCUCAAGAAAUACAAUGGAUUCUCUGGGAAUUAUGGGUAAUCCUAUGCACUUCAAUGCCUUUUGGCUUGAUAGUCCUGCCAUAGCUGAUCUGUCCAGGCUGGAACUUUCCACUUGUUCUGGAUUUAGCCCUGUGAGAGAUUUGAUUGGCUCCAGCCUUCCCAAGCACAAUAUGGACUUCAGGGCAUGACAAUCACUUGCACUUACUGGGGUCAUUGCAAUGGGGUUUGGGUCAUGACAAUAACACAUUUUGAUGUGACUUCCAGUUGGACAGUCUUAACUUCCUGGUGAACUGCAAAUCCCAGAAUCCUCAGUAAGCCAUCAAAACUCUAUAGUAGAACUUGGUCCUUUCUCAUGAAUCAGGAUGUUGAAGGGGGGGCUGUUGCAUCUCAGAGGGUUUAGUUCUCCUUUAAUGUUACCAGGAACAGCAUUUUUCCGCCCUUGGUAACCAGCAGUUUCUGGUUACGAUUUUCAGGGGAGCAGAAAAAAAUGGUGUAAAAUCCAGGAAAAUGUAAAAUCAGGGACCACAAACAACAAUGUAAAAUGAAGGUAAAAUUUAAGGGCAGGGGUUUUACUGUAUACGGAAAAGUUCGUGUUGACUAGGAAUGCGCCAAAUCCACUAUUUUAGGAUUUGGCUCAAUUCUGAACCCUUUGUGAAAGAUUUGGCUAAUUCUGAACCCUAAUUUACAUAUGUAAAAUAGGGAAACAAGGGCGCGGUUAAAAAAAAUAUGUCUGACUGACUUGUUUGUGUGAUGAAAAGUCACGUGAUUUUUUUGGAUUCAGAUUUGGUUCUUCCAGGCACUUGGAUUCGUCCGAACCCUGCUAAAAAAGAGGAAUCCUGGAAUCCUGGAUUCACUGCAUCCCUAAUUUUGUACCUUUAAUGAAAGUGUUUUCAGACGCAGUAACAUCAAAACUGAAAAAAUUCGUUAGUAUAUAUCAAUAUAAAUCGCAAAGUCUUUAUUAAGAAAUAACUUAUGGAAACUGCGCUUCUGCUCCUCUUCAGAAAAGGUGAUUGGGCGAUCCAUAGUGCG